Molecule: messenger RNA, 1097 nt
Organism: Leguminivora glycinivorella
Lineage: Eukaryota; Metazoa; Arthropoda; Insecta; Lepidoptera; Tortricidae
Product: leucine-rich repeat extensin-like protein 5
Exons: 2
Coding region: 76-990 (304 amino acids)
Source: RefSeq, a predicted model, not a curated record
CUUCGCCUAGAGCGCUUUUCUUUUCACACUAGAAAAUAAUGUGAUUUUACAAUAUCCAAAGCGCAAACGUCCAUCAUGUCCAAGAGGAUCCUAAUGUUCGUGGCUUUCGCCGCGCUGGUGUGUGCGAACGAGGUGGAGGAUUCCGAGCAGAAGAAACGAGGCGCCGGCAAAGGGACCAGCUUGAACUCAAUUCCCACUGGAGCCCAAAAGCCGGAAUACACGUAUCAGGUUUAUUCUCAGACUCCAAGUUCACUAGGCAGUUCUUACCAAACUCAAGCUCCGAAUUCAUUCUACCCAAGUCAAGCGUCGAGCCAAUAUUAUUCAGUCCCGAGUCAGCAGGAGGUAUCUCCAGGGUAUUCAUCUCAGCCACAAAUAAACCUUAUUCCUCCGCCAGCUACUUCGCCAUUUCUUCCCAUCAAUUUUGUUCCAAAUCCUGGUUAUCAGUCCAAAUACCAAAUAAUUCCUUCUAAAACUGCAAACGGGAACAUACAGCUACUCAUACAACCAUCCUCUAAUUACCAGUCGAGUCCUUUUCUGCAGUAUCCCCAGUCGCUAUUCUCACCUAACCCUGCGAACCACCAGUACAGUCAGCAGCAACUUCAGCUGCCUUCUCAGCAACAGUUCAAUGUGGCCUCUCCGUACCAGCAACUGCCUUUAGGACAGCCUUACUUGGGUCAGCCAUCUCCCAUGUUUCUUUUAGCACCACCAAACCCCUACAAUAAUUUGCUUUAUCCUGGUCCGAAUCCUUCGCAAAGUUUUUACAACUACUACCCAUCGAACGCCCAGCAGAAAUACAAUUUAUCUUAUGGGUCAUCGUCGCAGCCGUCGGUUGAGUAUGAGAAAGCCCAGGGGCCUGUAUCAUCGAGCCUGCCGAAGGAAGAUAAUGAUAUCGGGUCGCAUGGGAGCGACUACGUACCUUCGGACUCAAGUACCAGCUACAAGACGGCGUACGCGACCAGUCGCAGCGGCUCCUACUCCAAGCUAAAAUGACUGUGUAUAAAGAAAUUAAUGAAUUUUAUCUAGUUACCGAUUUCGUGGCUUUAAUUUAGUCGUAUGUUACAGGUGUUCAGUUGCCAUUUUUGUAUCAUGUUACAAAA